Messenger RNA from Uloborus diversus, 5909 nucleotides. It is a transcript of the gene Dora, whose product is annotated as zinc finger SWIM domain-containing protein 8-like. Bases 14 to 5587 code for a protein of 1857 amino acids. NCBI's taxonomy places the organism in Eukaryota, Metazoa, Arthropoda, Arachnida, Araneae, Uloboridae. Gene Ontology annotation, cellular component: Cul2-RING ubiquitin ligase complex. The record is from RefSeq and is a predicted model, not a curated record. The transcript has 25 exons. Gene Ontology annotation, molecular function: zinc ion binding.
GGGGGGCGGGGGGAUGUUCGACUGGGACGAGGGGGACCGCUUCUCGUUCGAGGACAGCGACCGCUUCGAGGAGGACUCCCUGUGCUCCUGGAUCAGCGAGCCGGAGAGCUCCUGCAACAACUGGAGGGGAUGGAAGAAGCAGCAGAGCGUCGUCAGCAUCGUCUACCACCCGGCCUCGCACCCCAGGAACAGAGGUGAGUUCGUGGGGGACGGGCAGGUGGCUUCCCUGGUGGAGCUGUCCGCCCGGGUGGUGGCUUUCCACAUCCCGUUCGAGGUGGUGGAGCACGUGUGCCCUCCCGUCCCGGAGCAGCUGCAGCUGAGGAUAGCCUUCUGGAGCUUCCCGGAGAACGAGGAAGACAUAAGGCUGUAUUCCUGCCUGGCCAAUGGGUCAGCUGACGAAUUCCAGAGAGGUGAACAUCUCUACAAGGCCAGAGCCGUGAAAGAACUUCUACAAAUAGGUUUCCACCUGAGCGCCACCAUCAUGCCGCCCCAGCCGGCGGGCGUGCAGGGCGGCAAGGGCCACGGCUGCAACGUGGCGGUGACCUUCGACCGGUGCCGGGUGACCUCGUGCGCCUGCACGUGCAGCAGCGCCGCCUCGUGGUGCUCGCACGUGGUGGCCGUCUGCCUGCACCGCAUCCACCAGCCCUCGCACGUGCGGCUGCGGGCGCCCGUCUCCGAGAGCCUCAGCCGCCUGCACCGCGUGCAGCUGCAGAAGUUUGCGCAGUACCUCAUCUCGGAGCUGCCGCAGCAGAUUUUACCCACUGCUCAACGUCUCCUGGAUGAACUGUUAUCCAGUCAGCAGACGGCCAUCAACACAUUAGGAGGGGCACCAGAUCCGACGGCGGGCGCGUCCAUCAACGAGCAGACGACGUGGUGCCUGGACAACUCAACCCUGCACGACAACAUCCGCAAGAUCCUCAUCAAGCUGUGCGUGCCCUCGCCCAUCGUCUUCUCGGACGUCAACUACCUCAGCUCCACCGCCCCUCCCGCCGCCGCCGAGUGGGCCUCCCUCCUGCGCCCCCUACGGGGCAGGGAGCCCGAGGGGCUCUGGAACCUGCUCUCCAUCGUGCGGGAGAUGUUCCACCGCAGCGACCGGAACGCCAUCCCCCUGCUCGAGAUACUCACCGAGGAGGUGCUGCAGUGCGACCAGAUCCUGAGCUGGUGGUUCAGCACUAAGGUGUCGCUGCACGUGGGCUCCUCCGGCGGGCACGGCGGCGGCCGUGGCGGGGGCGGCGGCAGCGUGCACUCCAACACCCACGCCUCCCAGCACGCCUGCAGCUCCCUCUGCGACGAGGUGGUGGUGCUGUGGAGGCUGGCCGCCCUCAACCCCGCGCUCAGCCCCCAGGACCGGCAGACGCUCUUCGGGCAGCUGCGGUGCUGGCACGUGAAGACCCUGGAGCGCGUGUGGAAGACGAGGAGCGGCGGGGGCGGCAACUCCUCCGGGGGCGGCCUGAAGCGCACCGACAUCGAGGUGUUCCCCGGCUUCCGCCCGGCCAUGGAGGGGUGCCUGCUGGACUGGAGCGACUACCCCAUCCCGGGGGUCACCUAUGCCGAGGGAGGAGGCAGGAGAUGGUACUGCCCGUACGUGCACGUGCGCACCUCGGAGCCCUCGGCCUCGGCCGGUGUGGGCGGCGGGGGCGGCAGUGAGAGCGACGGCGGGAGCUUCUCCUCCCGGAGGGGCCGCUCGGUGGACGUGGGGCAGCUGGCCGGGUGGUGCCCCUGCGAGCACGACGGAAGGAGGAACCUCUGCAUGCUGGGGUUCCAUCAGGGGGAGCCCAAGGCCGGAGGGAGCAACAGGAGCUCCCUCAGCAGCGAGGGCUUCUGCGAGAACGAACAGGAGGUGCUGGCCGAGGCGCUGUCCGAGUCCCGACGCACGUCGUCCUCCCGGCAGGCGGGCCCGUCCGCCACGGGGGGAGCCUGGAGCUCCCAGGAGGAGCCCUCGGAGGACAAGGACCACGAAGACGAGGACAAGGAGGAGCCCCUCUUCGCCACGCCCCCCAGACCCAACGCCCAGAAGGCCAACGGCUUGAGGCGCGGAGACUGCCCCGAGUCCCGCCCACCCGGAGACGAGUACCACCUGUACUACUACGACCCCCGCGCCCGGGUUUCCGGGGCGGGGCAGGAGGGUCCACGUCCGCCGCCACCCGAAGAACAGUGGUUUUCCGUUGCGGUCAAGAAGAUCGAGGACCCACUAGAGGUGCUGUUCGCCCGUGCGGAGGCCCUCCACGCCCACGGCCACUCCAACGAGGCAUGCAUGCUGGCAGUCCGACUGGCCGAAGAGCUGCUGGCAUCUCCCCCGGACCUCACCCCGGACUCCCCGGCCGCCUCAUCCUCCUCGGCCCCGACCACCAACGGCGCGACACCGUCCUCCUCCUCUGCCACCUCCUGCAGGGGUGCUGCCAGCGGGGGCGGCAAGAAGGGCCGCUCCCCCCGCUUCGACCCGGCCCACCACCGGGCCAGCCUCCUGGCCUCCGCCACCCUGGCCAAGGCGGCGUUCCUCUGCUCGGUGCUGGGGGAGAGCUCCCCCGAGCACCACGCCCUGGCGUUCCGGGUCGGGCUCUUUGGACUGGAGGUGGUGAGGCCGCCCGCGUCCACCAAGGCACUCGAGGUGAAGCUGGCCAACCAGGAGCAGGAGCUGGCGCUGCUGCUGAAGAGGCUGCCCCUCACAGAGCGGGAGGCGGACGUGAUCCGGGACCGGGCGGAGAGCCUGCGAGCGGGGAAGCCGGUGUCCCGGGGGGAGGCGCUUCUCCCCCUCACCCUGGCCAGCUUCCUCUUCGACGCCCUGGCCGCCCCCUCGCCGCCCGCCAUACAGGCGCUGGGUGGAAUGCAGAACCGCAGUAUGGCUCCAGCCUUCGCAAGAUUGCCUGGAGAUGAGCAGUUGGGUUUUGAUGCAGCUGUGGCUGCUUUGGGGCUGAAGGCAAACGUUUCGGAAGCAGAGCACCCCCUGCUGUGUGAGGGCACGAGAAGACAGAGGGGUGACCUGGCAAUCACCCUACUGGUGACCUACAAAGACGACCAAGAGAAACUGGCAAAGAUCAUGGAGAAGCUAUUGGACAAGGAGGUGCACCAGAUGUACAAGGCACCCACCUCCUCCCUCUACUACUCCUCCUCCUCCUCCUCCACCGCUGCCAGCACCUCCACCGCGGGGGCCGCCAAUGGCUGCGCCACGGGGGAGCAGGGGACGGAUCGCGCCGCCCCGGAAGAGCGCUCCUCCACCCCGGGGGAGGAGGCCGCCGCCCCGGGAGACGGGGACGGGCCCGAUGAUCCGGAGGGACCGCCCGACCUGCAGAGGGGCGCCAACGAGAGGAGGCAGAACGGGACGGGGAGGCCCAGGAGCCUGCCCUCGGCACAGAACGGGAACAGGACGAGACAGUCCCACAGGAGCGGGGGCAUGGACGAUGCGGGAGAACAGAGCGAGGGCGCCUCCAGCCCCGGCUGGGAAGAAGACUACAAAGCCUGGGAGGCCAAGUUCAGAUGCACCAACUUCAGGACCAACAAGAAGCAGCACUCGGCAGGCAUGGCCAGCAUCGACAGCAGCGCCCCCGAGACGACGUCGAGCGACAACUCGCCCACGGUGGUGCGUCGCAGCCACUGGCUGAAGGGCGGCAGCGGACCGGGCAGCGACAGCGGCUCCAGCGGGGAGAGCUCCGACUCCUUCGCCUCCUCCUCUUCCUCCUCCUGCGAGCACCCGCCGCCCCAGGCACAGGGGGGAGGACCCGCGCCCCCCAAGGCGGCCAAGGCCAGGGAGCAGUCCGGGAUAGACAGCAUCCCGGCCCUGAUGCUGAGCAGUCGCCUGUCGUCGGGUUUCGGGACUUCCGAGAGCAACGUCAGAUCCAACACGCCCAGCAUCAAGAACACCAGGUUCAAGGGCAAGCGCGGCGGCGCCUACCCCUCGCUGCCCAACCAGCCCUCGGAGGCGGGGGCCCACUUCAUGUUCGAGCUGGCCAAGACGGUGCUGACCAAGGCGGGGGGCUCGAGCUCCACGGCGGUGCUGUUCACCACGGCCUCGGCGGGGGGCGGCCAGAACCACCGCGGCCCCCACCGGGCCCUGCACCUGUGCGCCUUCCAGAUCGGGCUGUACGCCCUGGGCCUGCACAACGCGGUCAGCCCCAACUGGCUGUCCCGGACCUACUCGUCGCACGUCUCCUGGAUCACAGGCCAGGCCAUGGAGAUCGGCAGCACGGCCAUCACGUUCCUGAUCGGCACGUGGGAGGGCCACCUCACCCCUCCCGAGGUAGCGUCCCUGGCGGACCGUGCCUCCCGGGGGCGGGACCCCGGGAUGGUGAGCGCCGCCGCCCGCCUGGCCCUGUCUUGCCUGCCCCACGCCCACGCCCUCAACCCCAACGAGAUCCAGAGGGCCCUCCUGCAGUGCAAGGAGCAGCCGGGCCCCGAGAUGCUGGAGAGGGCCUGCCUGGCCGUGGAGAGCGCGGCCAAGGGCGGAGGCGUCUACCCGGAGGUGCUCUUCGACGUCGCACGCCGGUGGUAUGAGCUGUACGAGGAGAGCCUGGAUGACAACCACCACUGCGGCAGCGGCUCCCAGCUCCAGGACGCCCACCCCAACGGGGUGGACCCCCCGACCACCACCUCCUCCUCCGUGGGCGGCACGGAGACAAUGCUGCCCCCCUGCGAGCACCUGCUGGCCGCCCCCGGGCCCCUGCACCUGGAGGGAGCCGUCAUCCCCUCGGUGCAGGUGCUGCCGCCCCAGCUGUCUUAUGCCCUGGCCGCCUACCCCAACUACGGCUACGUGCCCUUCUCGCCUCUGCACCCGGCCUACGUGCACCCGCCGCCCGUGACGUACCCCUACGCCCCGGCCCUGGCCUACUACCCCCCGGUGAGGGGGGCCGGACUGUACCCGCCGCCCGGAGCGGCACAAGUGGCAAGGGCGGCAGCGGUGGCACAGGCCCCCCAGGCGCCUGUCUUAUCCGUGGGAGGCCACGGAGGCGUGAUGUCCCAGGCGGCACCGGCUCCCCAGGCCAUGCCGACGCCUCAACAGACACAGAUGCAGGUCCCCCUCCCCCAGCUGAGCCAGCGCCAGAUGGGGUACUUGCUGGCGGCGUACCGCGUGGGCAUGCUGGCCAUGGAGACUCUUGCGCGCCGGGUGCACGACGACCGGCCGCAGGCCAAGUACGCCAGGAACCCGCCCUACGGGGAGGACGUCAAGUGGCUGCUCUCCAUCGCCAAGAAGCUGGGCACUUCGUACCUGCAGGACUUCUGCAUCUGCACUGUGAACAGCGUGGCCAGCCCCUUCGUUCUGCACGAGAUCGUGGUGGAGGCUGCGCAGUACCUGGCACUGCGCUCCUCCCCCUCUGCGCCUCUGCCCCUGCGCUCACACCUGCUCACCCCACUCAUUCAGAAGUGCCAGCAGAUGUUCACGGCAUGCACCCACUUCAAGAUGUACCACAUCACGCCGGCCGAGUACGACGAGUUCGUGAGCAUCAUCCGCUCCGCCAGGACCGCCUUCCAGCUCACCCCGGGGGGCAUGGUCCAGUUCAACGAGCUGCUGCAGAGCCUGCGCCGCACCAAGUCCUGCAAGAAGGAACUAUGGCAGCGGAUCGCCAACACCCUCGCCGCGCCCCCCACCCUCUGAUCCUCGCGGGAUGUCCCCCGGGACCUCCCCCAGACGUCGCUUUUUCAACUCCGAGAGACGUCACGUGGCAUCCGUCUCGGUCUUAUUCGACUCCGAGACGUGCCCCAUAGACUCAUAAUUGUGUGAACUCCGUUCGAGCAGAAUGAGACCUCCCCCAGACGUCGGUCUCGCGGACACUUUUUCAACUCCGAGAGACGUCCGCGACAUCCGUCUCGGUCUUAUUCAACUCCGAGACGCGCCCCAUAGACUCGUAAUUGUGUGAACUCCAUUCGAGACGUCUACCAGAACGAGACCUCCCCCAGACGCCGAUCUCGCGGACACU